ACUGACCGACCACUGUGCGCUUCGUUCGAUGUGUUGGAACUUGGCCAGUGAAAUCGGUAUGCCAACAUAACAUUAUUUCUCACCAACGUGUAAGUUCGUGCCGCACGAAGCAGGAAAGCAUUCACAUUUGCCCGUUUUUCGGCAUAGUACCGUUUAAGUUGCAACGAUGAAAAGCUUCCUGUACGCUCUGCUGGCGCUGCUUGCCGUGAGCCAACUUGGUUUGGCCAACGAAGAAAACACGGCCCGUCUGCUGGUUUCCAAGCACAUCCUGAACAAAUAUCUGGUCGAAGCACGGGAUAUCGUCGUAAAGUAUACGCUGUACAAUGUUGGAUCCGGACCGGCCGUGAACGUUCGCUUGGUCGACAAUGGAUUCCAUCCGGAAGUGUUUGAAGUGGUCGGUGGACAGCUGUCGGCCUCGAUCGAUCGCAUCGCACCCCAGACCAACGUAACGCACAUCGUUGUGGUGCGGCCGAAAACGUACGGCUAUCUGAACUUCACCGCUGCCGAGGUCAACUACAUGGCGACGGAAGAUGCGACCGAGCCCCAGUUCUCGAUCAGCUCCGAACCGGGUGAGGGUGCUAUUGUGGCCGAAGCACAGUUCAACAAGCAGUUCAGCUCGCACUACCUCGAUUGGCUAGCGUUCGCGUUCCUGACGCUACCGUCCCUCGCCAUCCCGUACGCGAUGUGGUACAGCUCAAAGUCGAAGUACGAAGCGAUGGGCAAAUCGACGAAGAAGGUGAACUAAAUCCCGCCGACGGUGUGUGCGGCAGGAGCCAGCAGGCAGCAGACAGCAGCAGAUGUGCUUUAGCAACCGAUUUUCCUGUUGCUGGCGGUAGUAGCGCGGGUUCGCCCCGCUCAACCAUCCAUCUUGAAGACUAAUUUAAUGUGUAAGGAGUGUCCUAGCCGGGGAGUGUGUGUUCCCUCAUCUCACGGUUACCCUUUCCGGAGUGCAUCAUCGGUUUUUUUUUCAUUUUCCACCCUUGUGGUGGGAAACACAAUUGGGAAAUAGUUUUCAUCGUUCCACAACACAUCCACAUUUGCAUCACCUCACUAAUGCUCCCGUGGUCGCGAGGAAUAUAGGCAAGGACAAAGGCAGAAACUGUGAAACGAAGAGAUUGAAAACUGGUCGUACCUUUUUCAUUCGGUUUUUGUGAAUAAACUCAGCGAACUGUGUUCGUUAAAAUGUGAACAAACUGUA
Molecule: messenger RNA, 1198 nt
Organism: Anopheles stephensi (Asian malaria mosquito)
Lineage: Eukaryota; Metazoa; Arthropoda; Insecta; Diptera; Culicidae
Gene: SsRbeta
Product: translocon-associated protein subunit beta
Exons: 3
Coding region: 167-745 (192 amino acids)
Cellular component (GO): membrane; endoplasmic reticulum
Source: RefSeq, a predicted model, not a curated record